CACCACACAACAUCUUUCUUCCUCGCUUCUUCUUCUCCUCUCCCGUUUGCUUUUGAGGCAGUAGAAUGAAUUUCCUGUCGGUUGAUCAGAUAUCUGAGUUCCAAGAGGCCUUCUGCCUCUUUGACAAGGAUGGAGACGGCUGCAUUACCAUCGACGAAUUAGCCACUGUAAUCGGAUCAUUGGGUCAGAACCCGACUGAAGAAGAGCUGAAAGAUAUGAUCAUGGAGGUUGACAUCAACGGCAAUGGCACCAUAGAAUUCACAGAGUUUCUGAACUUGAUGGCUCGAAAGAUGAAGGAGACUGAUGCUGAAGAGGAAUUAAGAGAAGCUUUUAAGGUGUUUGACAAAGACCAGAAUGGAUACAUCUCAGCCAGUGAGUUGAGGAAUGUGAUGCUCAACCUUGGGGAGAAGAUAACAGAUGAGGAGGUCCUCCAAAUGAUCAAGGAAGCUGACACCGAUGGUGAUGGACAAGUGAACUUCGAGGAGUUCUCCAGGAUGAUGAUGGCUGUCUGAGCUUGUGAUGUGCAGAGCAUCUAAUCCAUAAACUCAAAAUGAGAAGUUUGGCUUUGUUUUUUUGUUCUUUCUGGUGUCAGCGUAAAAUACUUGGUUGUUUAUUCUUCUAUUUCAACACAUUCUUGAUGA
Musa acuminata subsp. malaccensis (wild Malaysian banana) is the source of this 641-nucleotide messenger RNA. Its product is annotated as calmodulin-like protein 11. Gene Ontology annotation, molecular function: enzyme regulator activity; calcium ion binding. NCBI's taxonomy places the organism in Eukaryota, Viridiplantae, Streptophyta, Magnoliopsida, Zingiberales, Musaceae. The record is from RefSeq and is a predicted model, not a curated record.